Molecule: messenger RNA, 864 nt
Organism: Schistocerca piceifrons (Central American locust)
Lineage: Eukaryota; Metazoa; Arthropoda; Insecta; Orthoptera; Acrididae
Product: coiled-coil domain-containing protein 42-like
Exons: 6
Coding region: 181-864 (227 amino acids)
Source: RefSeq, a predicted model, not a curated record
UGUAUUAUUACACGCCAGUGCAUGCGAGCUAACGAAGAAAAUAGUUUAUCUCGGUAACACUGUAGCAAUCGUUGAUGUCAUGGAAACUAACAGUACUACUCCGUCAACAACGAAUUUGCUACUGUGCAUUCACCUGCGCACAAAGGGUACCGCUUAUAUUAGUUAGACUUAUGACAUAUCAUGGCUUCUAGUAAUCGCCGGUUGAAAACAAGAGAAGAAGCACAUCUGUACUCGAAUCUUUUGCCCGAAGCGGAUGUGUCAGAAUACUUUAUUUCUAAAUUCAACGAGUCACUUAUCAAGAAGCCGCCAGAAUGGGACGCAGCGCGUUCAACGCCGACAAUGAGACUUGUGGAAUUAGAGCGUGACCUGAGGUAUGUGCUGCGACAACAAAGAGAAGGGAAAUCUGUAUCUGAACGGAAGAAGGACGAUUUGGAGAAACAGUGGAAAGAACUGAACUCAAAAUCAUUGCAGCUGAAGGAGGCUCUUGUCCAUUUUAACACUUUAAUAGAGGAAAAUGAAGAAAAAAGAAAAAGAUCAGAAAACAAAAUUAAAACUGCUGAAAGUAUUUCUCUUCAAUAUGAACAAGAUAUAAAGCACUUGGAAAACAAAAUACAAAGACUACAUGAAGUUGAGCGAGAACUGAAAGUACAAAUUCAGAAACUGGAGUUUUAUGAAGACUACAUGAAUGAGGUAGUCGAACAGUCAGACUUCAAAAGUAUAGACGAGUUGGUGGAGCGCCACGAGACUCUGGUAGCUGCCCGGGAAGACCUGGCUCAGCGCCAGCUUCGUGAGAUGGACAACCUGGAACAAGUCCGGACCGCUAUGCUCGAUCUGGAAGAGCUCAUAGCAGAGAGGAUAUUUUGA